Messenger RNA from Wyeomyia smithii (pitcher-plant mosquito), 3351 nucleotides. Its product is annotated as presequence protease, mitochondrial. The record is from RefSeq and is a predicted model, not a curated record. NCBI's taxonomy places the organism in Eukaryota, Metazoa, Arthropoda, Insecta, Diptera, Culicidae. The transcript is spliced from 4 exons. Bases 264 to 3293 code for a protein of 1009 amino acids. Gene Ontology annotation, molecular function: metal ion binding. Gene Ontology annotation, biological process: protein processing. Gene Ontology annotation, cellular component: mitochondrial matrix.
UCGGCCAAUGCUAUUUUCAACAUCAAGACUCAAAGAUCAGAAAAAAAUAACAUUCUGCCGCAUUUCUUCAAAUUAUCUUGUUUAUUUUGCUGAACCUAGCGGAAAGUAAAUUAGCAAACAAUUUACUGUUUUUAUUAUUAGAGAAGCGAAUGCACAUUGACCGCAUGCACGUCAACAAGACUGAUGUGAAAUUUACCCGUUUGUUGUGCAAUCUUGUAAAGAAACAGCAAUUUUAAACGGAUAUAUUAUAUCCAGCCUUAAAAAUGCUUCGUCAACUAUCAUGCCGACACCAUCGUAGUUUGAGGAGAUUUCUCUCGACUGCUUCAGUCCCGAAAGUAAAUCCGGCUGUUCUUUCUUCCGAUCGAUAUAAACCCGGUAGCUGCUACAAUGGAUUCGUUUGCACCCAAUCUCAAUUCAUUGCCGAUUUCAACAUGACUGCAUAUAUGUUCCAACACGAACGGACCGGACUGGAAUAUUUGCAUAUCGAUCGGAACGACCCAAACAACGUGUUCUCUGUUAACUUCCGUACUACGCCUUUCGACUCUACUGGACUCCCUCAUAUCCUAGAGCACAGUGUCCUUUGUGGUUCACAGCGCUUCCCGGUACGAGACCCCUUUUUCAAAAUGUUAAAUCGCAGCAUGGCCACAUUCAUGAAUGCUAUGACUGGUCCGGACUACACGAUCUAUCCAUUUUCAUCGAUGAAUGAAGUAGACUAUCGUAAUCUUCAAUCAAUCUAUUUGGAUGCUGUUUUUCGACCGAAUUUGAAAUACCUGGAUUUUCUACAGGAAGGUUGGCGAUUGGAACAUGGUGAUUUGAAAAACCCAAACUCCGAUUUAGUUUUUAAAGGUGUUGUAUAUAACGAGAUGAAAGGAGCGUUCUCAGAAAACUCAGCCAUCUUUGGACAACAAUUUUUCAACAGAAUACUUCCGGACCAUACCUACGGGUAUGUGUCCGGCGGUGAUCCAUUGGAGAUUCCUAGGCUGACACACCAGGAUUUGGUGAACUUCCACAACAAAUACUACCACCCAAGUAAUGCAAGAAUUUUCAGCUACGGGAAUUUUGACUUGGAUAAAACAAUGGAUUUCGUACACCAACAGUAUUUGAACGAUUUCGAAAAAAUUGACUCCAGUUAUAGUAUAAUACCACCUCAAAAACGAUGGCAAGCACCGAAAAAGACUCACAUCAAAAGUCGAUUCGAUAAUAUGGGAGCACCUAUAGAGAAACAGAACCAAAUUGCCAUCGGGUUUUUAAUGCCGGACAUUACUAAUGUUUAUGAGUCGUUCCUAAUGUAUAUUUUGAGUGAGCUGUUGAUCAAAGGUCCGAAUUCGUACUUCUACAAAAGUCUUAUAGAACCUAACAUAUCCGGAGGAUACAACCAGCUAACCGGCUUCGAUCCCAAUAUUCGAGAUACAAUGUUUGUUGUAGGUCUGCAAGACGUGGCAGUAGAAGACUUCGAUCGUGUACAACAAAUUUUCGAUCGUACGAUAGAUGAAGCUAUCGAGAAAGGCUUUGAGAAAAAUCAUCUUGAAAGCGUUCUCCACCAUAUUGAAUUACACAUGAAACAUCAAUCUACGAAAUUUGGAUUAGGUUUGCUGUUCAACUUGACACCACUCUGGAACCAUAAUGGAGAUUUGUUCAAAUCGCUGAACAUAAGCGCGCUUGUACAUCGAUUGAGAGAAAAUUUGUUUAAAGAUCCACAGUAUCUGCAGAAAAAGGUUGAAUAUUAUUUCCGUAACAACCGGCAUAGACUGACAAUGACAAUGUCCCCAGAUCAGCAAUACGAAAAAACAUUUAGUGAAAAUGAAAGUAAAAAUUUAUUAGAAAAAACCAGCAUUCUAACAGAUGAUGACCGAGCGAGGAUUUUCAGAGAAGGACUCGAAUUGUCGGAAGCGCAGAAGGCAAUUCCAAAUACGGAGGUUUUACCCUGUCUUAAGCUUGAUGAUAUUCGCAAAUCAGCGCAUGAAAACGAUAUAAAGUCGUUGAUAGUUCAGCAUGUUCCAACACAAUCCUGUAGAGUAGAUACUAAUGGUGUGACCUAUUUCCGUGGAAUAAUUAGUGCAAAUGAGCUGUCAGUUGAUCAAAAGCUGCUUUUACCAUUGUUCAACGCAGUUAUUAAUCAAUUUGGCACGAAAAAAUUUAAUUAUCGCGACUUUGACCAACUGAUCAGUUCAAAAACUGCUGGUAUCCAUUUCAGUACUCAUCUAGUGGAAGAUGUAGAUGACAACGGCAGGUACGAGUUCGGUGUUUUAUUCGGAACGUACGCUUUGAAUGAAAACGUCCCAGACAUGUUCAACAUCUUGCAGCAGAUCCUUACUGAAAUUGACUUAACGGACGUGUCUCGUUUCGAAAUGUUGCUGGAAAACUACCUAUCCGAACUAUCGGUGGGUAUUGCACAAUCUGGCCAUUUGUAUGCUAUGCAAAACGCAAACGGAUUAGUCAUGGAAUCGGGGCAGCUUCGCGAACAGUUAAUGGGCAUCGAACAUAUUUCGUUUAUGAAGCAGCUCUGCAAGAAUAACAAACCAGAGCAGGUACUUGAAAAACUUCGCUCCGUUGCGGAUACUCUUUUCUGUAAAUCCACAUUACGUUGUGCGCUAAACUACGGACACGAUAUUGAAAAGCAAAUUCUCGCGGAAUACGAACGCUUCAUAAGCAAUAUUCCACCCAGACAUCCCGAAAAAGCAACCUACAACAUUUCUAAACCACUUGCUUUACCAAUUAACCGUCGGCAUACAGUGAUGAACAUUCCAGUCAAUUACUGCGCCAAAUCAAUUAUGGCAGUACCCUAUUCUCAUGCCGACUAUGCACCACUUAUAGUUCUGGCAAAAUUUUUAUCAGCGAAGUAUCUGUUACCGGUGGUUCGCGAACAGAACGGUGCUUACGGAGCUGGAGCAAAGAUCACCUCUGACGGAUUGUUUAAUUUCUUCAGUUAUCGAGACCCCAACUCACAAGAAACAUUAACCGUAUUCGAUAGUGCUCAUCAAUGGAUGGAGAAAUCACUUCCCAGCAUAGACGAACAAGCGCUGUUCGAGGCCAAGCUUGGUGUGCUUCAACAAUUGGAUGUUCCUAUUGCGCCUAUAGAUCGCGGUAUGGAUCUGUUCCGGCACGGGAUUAGUGAGGAAAGGUUUGAAAAGCAUCGAGAAGCCGUGUUAUCCGUUACCCGCGAACAGCUGAAGGAAGUAAGCAAUCGUUAUUUGAACCCAUCAGCAGGCACGAUAGUCGGAAUGAGUGUGCUCGGUCCAGAGAACGAAGAACUGAAACAAUACGGAGGCCAAUGGAGCAGAUGUGAGCUUUAGUUUAAUUUCCUUCAUUGAACAUCAAUUCAAUGCAAAAUAAAAUUGUUUUCAUUUAAAA